AUGGCACCUUCAGUUGCAGAUGCUGUCGCAGCUCUUGAUGAAAUCAAACCGCCUCAAGGGGUGGUACUACCACCAAAAGAAAUCAAAGCUAUCCUCGAAAAGACUGCAGGCUAUGUAGCGCGAAAUGGUAUCAAUUUUGAAGAUCGCAUCAGAGAAAAAGAAAGAUCCAAUCCUAAAUUCUCCUUCCUUAGCACCAAUGAUUCAUACAAUGCAUACUACUUAUGGCGUCUCAGCGAGAUUAAGGAAGGCAGAGGAACCGCCGUUGCAGCGGGCAGAGCUGGAGAGGCGCUCGCCGAAGUAGAGAAACCUCAAGGGCCUCCUAAACCACCAGACUUCCAUUACUCAGCGCGCAUGCCGAACAUCAGUGCACAGGAUCUCGAAGUAGUCCGCUUAACUGCAUUAUUCGUGGCGAAGAAUGGUAGACAAUUCAUGACGACAUUAUCUCAGAGAGAGACGGGGAAUUAUCAGUUCGACUUUUUAAGACCCAAUCACAGCUUGCACAACUUCUUCCAGCGAUUGAUCGAUCAAUAUACCAUGUUAUUGCGAGCAAGUGGUAUAGAUGGAGAAGGUGGAAAGCAGCAACAAGAGAGGAUAAAGGAGUUACAAGCCACUGUAGACGAUAAAUUUCACGUUUUAGACAGAGCCAAGCAGAGAGCAGAGUGGUUCAAAUUCCAAGACGAGCAAAAGCAGAAGAAGGAAGAGGAGGUCGAGAAGGAGAAGCUCUCAUAUGCACAAAUUGAUUGGCACGAUUUUGUCGUGGUAGAGACUGUUAUCUUCACCGAGGCCGACGACCAGACGAACUUACCUCCACCAACGUCACUCAACGAGCUGCAAUUUGCCUCUCUGGACCAAAAAGCACAAAUGUCAAUUAACUCAACACACAUGCGCAUUGAAGAAGCCAUGCCUGGAGACGAUGGUAUAUUCGACGGAUCAUAUGCACAACAACAAUACAACAUGGCUCCACCCCCAGUACCGCAACCAUCAUAUCAACCACAAUACCAAGAUCCUCGCCAGAUAAACAACGAAGAUGAGGAUGAAGAAGAGCAGAGAAUACGGGAGCGAACGGAGGCUAGAGCUCGUGCUCAACAAGCACAGGCUGAAGCUAAGGGAGGUGCUGCACCUAUGAGGAUAAAGGAGAACUACGUUCCCAGAGCUGUCGCAAGAGCUGCCAACAAGCAGCAAAUGGCUCUUUGUCCGAACUGUAAUCAACAGAUUCCUUAUGAUGAGCUCGAUGCUCAUAUGAGAAUUGAAUUGCUUGAUCCUAGAUGGAAGGAACAGAAAGCAAAAGCAGAGAGCCGUUAUGCAACAACUAAUCUUUCAACUCAAGAUGUAGCCAACAACCUCAAACGCUUAGCAAGUCAAAGAAGUGACAUAUUCGAUGGAGUCACAGGCCAGCCCAUCUCAGAAGAAGAAGCCGCUCGAAGGAAGAAGGCGGCGAAUGGCUACGACGGUACUCCUUUGGAUAAGACAGACCGGGCACGAUAUGAAAUGAUGCAAAAUGUUAACGUCGAAGAGCAGAUUCGGGCAAUCCAUCAGAAAUUUGGUGAUCGGAAAUAG
Molecule: messenger RNA, 1557 nt
Organism: Sclerotinia sclerotiorum 1980 UF-70
Lineage: Eukaryota; Fungi; Ascomycota; Leotiomycetes; Helotiales; Sclerotiniaceae
Exons: 4
Coding region: 1-1557 (518 amino acids)
Biological process (GO): mRNA cis splicing, via spliceosome; regulation of alternative mRNA splicing, via spliceosome
Cellular component (GO): catalytic step 2 spliceosome; U2-type prespliceosome; U2 snRNP
Molecular function (GO): RNA binding
Source: RefSeq, a predicted model, not a curated record